Molecule: messenger RNA, 3553 nt
Organism: Oryza brachyantha (malo sina)
Lineage: Eukaryota; Viridiplantae; Streptophyta; Magnoliopsida; Poales; Poaceae
Product: serine/threonine-protein kinase EDR1-like
Exons: 13
Coding region: 138-3206 (1022 amino acids)
Biological process (GO): protein phosphorylation
Molecular function (GO): ATP binding; protein kinase activity
Source: RefSeq, a predicted model, not a curated record
UUUCCCCAACCUCGCGGUCGCCUGCGCCCACGCUUCCGCGCUGCGCGUCGCCGCCGCCGAUCGAUCACGCGCGGCGCCGCCCCCGCGCGGCGGCGGAGUGGGUGGGGGGUGUAUCGAGGCGAGACGCCGUGGACGGGAUGAAGAAUUUGUUCAAGAGUAAGAUCAAGUGGCAGCACCGGUCCAACGAGCCGGCGGCGCCCCCGCUGCAGGGGGGGCAGGGGCAGGGGCUUCCGCAGCAGACGCCGCCGUCGCCGUCGCCGGCGAGCUCCCCGUCGGGGGGCCCUCCGGCGCUGUCCGUCUCGACGGUGUCGUCUGCUUCCCCUUCCGCCGCCGCGACUCCGACGGGGGCGGCCGCGGCGGGAGAUGGGGUAGUGGGCGGGGGCGGGGGUGGGGGUGGAGAGGAUUACAUGUUGUCGGAGGAGGAGUUCCAGAUGCAGCUGGCGAUGGCGCUGUCGGCGUCCAACAGCGAGUGCGUGGGCGACCUGGACGGGGAGCAGAUCAGGAAGGCCAAGCUGAUAAGCCUCGGCAGGGGCGACCGAUUCGCCGCCGGCCGGGAGGAGGACCACACCGCCGAUGCGCUCUCCCGCCGCUACCGGGACUACAACUUUCUUGAUUAUCACGACAAAGUUAUUGAUGGCUUCUAUGACAUUUUUGGCCACUCUAUGGAAUCAUCCAAGCAAGGGAAGAUGCCAUCACUAGCAGAUCUUCAAACAGGCAUAGGCGACCUAGGCUUUGAAGUCAUUGUAAUCAAUCGUGCCAUUGAUACAACCUUACAGGAGAUGGAACAAGUUGCACAAUGCAUCUUGCUUGACUUUCCUGUUGCAAAUAUUGCAGCCUUAGUUCAAAGAAUAGCUGAGCUUGUUACAGAUCAUAUGGGUGGACCUGUGAAAGAUGCAAAUGACAUGCUCACUAGAUGGCUAGAGAAGAGCACUGAGCUAAGAACCUCACUACACACAAGUUUGUUGCCUAUAGGCUGCAUCAAGAUAGGCCUGUCUCGUCACCGUGCCCUACUUUUCAAGAUUCUUGCUGAUAGCGUUGGCAUUCCGUGUAAGCUUGUCAAAGGGAGUAAUUAUACUGGUGAUGAUGAUGAUGCUAUUAACAUUAUAAAGAUGGACAAUGAAAGGGAGUUUUUGGUUGAUCUCAUGGCUGCUCCUGGUACUCUUAUUCCAUCGGACGUCUUAAGUUGGAAGGGCAACUCAUUAAAUUCCAAUGGAAGACUCUCCCAGAAUCAGCUGGCUGGGUUGCCAAGUGCAAUUGAUUCUAAUCUCAUUGCCAAUGUGUUACCACCAGAACAUAAAGGUGGUCAACUGCCAUUGUUUAGCAGUGGCGAUUGGAUAUUGACCAGUCAAUCUGUAUAUGAAAAAGAUGCAGCCGCAACAUCUUCACAGGCCUCUUCAAGUGGUACAUCUUCUGUUACUGCUGGAAGUGCUUUUGAUAGUUCUUGGACGUUAGUAUCUCAUGGGCAAUCAGAUGAUCCAUCAACCUCUGCUGGUAUAUCAUCCCAGAAGAAAGUUGUACUUCCAGGUGGAGAACAUCCACGGAAUGAGAAUAUAAAUGCACGGAAUGAGAAUAUAAAACUUGCUUCAGAUUUGCAAGGAAAUCCAGAGUCCAACUUAUUUGCUGACCUUAAUCCUUUUGGGGGUAGGGAGUCCAAAAAGACUUCAGUGCCAUUAAAUGGGCCAGACAAUAGAAAUAAUGAGUUGCAAAGACGCAGGGAGAAUGUAGUCCCUAGCACAAGAAGACCACAGCAGCGUUUGGUUAUGAAAAAUUGGUCUCCUUACAAUGAUGUUUCCAACAACAAGCAGUACAAUUAUGUUGAGGAUUCAUCUGCACGUAGAAAUAUUGGUGAUAAUGCUGCAUCAUCAUCUCAGGUGCCAAGGCCAUCUGCGAAAAAUACUAGCCUUAACACUGGAGUGCGCAUUGAUACACCAUACAUGGCAGCUCAUAAUUAUGAUAAUAAUAUGGCUGGUUCCUCUGCAAUGAAGAUGCCUUCUGCAGCUGGGAUUGGGAAGGUUCCUGAUAAGGUUCUGUAUGGUGAUUUGGACAAAGGCCUUACUAGUUCUAGACUGGGGGAUCAGCCACCUAUCGGAAGACAGAAAUGGGGCAAUUCCGUAGAAGGAAGGAUUCCAACAAGCACAGUUCAAAAUCAAGCAAAAGAACACAAGGAAUACUAUGACGGAAAGCAAGACAAUAAAAAGUUACAUCCUGAUCCAAAGAAAUCUCCACUAGACAGAUUCAUGGACACAUCGAUGCCAUCAAGGAAUCCGGAAUCUGCUUCACCAUCCUUUGCUAGGUCACACAAGCUAGACAACAUGUUUGAUGAUGUGUCUGAAUGUGAAAUUCAUUGGGAAGAUCUUGUGAUUGGUGAAAGGAUUGGCUUAGGUUCAUAUGGAGAGGUGUACCGUGCUGAUUGGAAUGGAACGGAAGUAGCUGUCAAGAAAUUCUUGGACCAGGAUUUCUAUGGUGAUGCUUUAGAUGAGUUCCGGAGUGAAGUGCGGAUUAUGCGUCGAUUACGUCAUCCAAAUAUUGUUCUCUUCAUGGGUGCUGUUACUCGCCCUCCAAACUUAUCUAUUGUAUCUGAGUAUCUUCCAAGGGGAAGCUUAUAUAAGAUCCUUCACCGCCCUAAUUGCCAAAUUGACGAGAAGCGCAGAAUUAAAAUGGCCCUUGACGUGGCCAAAGGAAUGAAUUGCCUCCACAUUAGUGUACCAACAAUUGUUCACCGGGAUCUUAAAUCACCAAACUUGCUGGUUGACAAUAACUGGAACGUGAAGGUCUGUGAUUUUGGACUUUCACGCUUGAAGCACAGUACAUUCUUAUCAUCCAAAUCAACUGCUGGAACUCCUGAGUGGAUGGCACCUGAGGUCUUGCGGAAUGAACAGUCAAAUGAAAAGUGUGAUGUUUACAGCUUUGGUGUCAUCUUGUGGGAAUUAGCAACACUUAGGAUGCCAUGGAGUGGAAUGAAUCCAAUGCAAGUUGUCGGGGCAGUCGGCUUCCAGGACAAGCGCCUCGAUAUUCCCAAAGAAAUCGAUCCUCUAGUUGCAAGGAUCAUAUGGGAAUGCUGGCAGAAGGAUCCAAAUCUGCGGCCCUCAUUUGCACAGUUAACGAGUGCUUUGAAGACUGUCCAAAGGCUAGUAACCCCUUCUCAUCAGGAAGCCCAAAGCCCCCCUGUGCCUCAAGAAAUAUGGGUGAACUCUUCUACCCCUUGAGGAGGGGCAAAUGGGCAAAUCCACACUCAAAAUUGUGAGUAAUUGAUGAUUGUUGCUGCUAUGUUUGUUCAAGUCUGCAAAUGUGGGCGCAUUCUGUAGAUUUGAGCGCCCCUAAAUGGUAGACAUCCUGCUGCCGCGACAAAAGAAUCCAGUGGCAGAAUUAUGUAUAGAGACUAUAGUCAUCGAUCAAUCGAUGACCCGAAGAAGAAAAAACAUCCAGUCUGUGGCAUCUCAUUUUUCAUGUUCCCAGUUUGUAAAACCGUUUGGUUCGAGCCCUCUGAAAAGCAGUGAGAGCUCGUCGCGUUGGAGAAAGCAUCUGUGUCUGGCUGUGUUUACAGUGGAUUGAA